UGGCUUCUCCUGCGGCGAUUACGGCGGCGCGUACGUCGGUGGAGACGAUGGUUGCGGAUGUGCGUGGGAAAGGUGGAAGAGAAGAUGAGCGAGGAAGGACGAGUUUGAAUUUAGGGCAUAGCCGGCCGAUGAACUUGUUGGUGGCGCAAUCACCGUACUUCACUGUUCCACCUGGACUCAGCCCCGGGGGAUUGCUCGAUUCUCCCGCCAUGUUCUCUAAUUUGUUUGGAAUGUCACAUCAACAGGCAUUGGCACAAGUAACCGCACAAGCUGCCCAUUCUCAUGCUCAAAUUCACAGCCAGACAGAAUAUCCAUCUUCUCUUCCGUCAGCUUCCUUGACGCAGCAGGUUUCCACCAUUAAUAUGGCCACAACUCAGCCAGUGCAAUCCCUAACUUCCAGUUCAUAUAAUUCUGGGUCUGCUCUUAUGUCUCAUUGUGACCAAAAAGCUCAGCCAACAGCUCUUGUUGUUGAUAAGCCUGUUGAUGACGGCUACAACUGGCGCAAGUAUGGGCAGAAACAGGUUAAAGGAAGUGAAUUUCCAAGGAGCUAUUACAAAUGUACCCACCCAAAAUGUCCAGUUAAGAAAAAGGUUGAACGUUCCUUGGAUGGCCAUGUAACUGAGAUAAUCUACAAGGGUCAACACAAUCACCAGAAGCCUCCACCUAACAAACGAUCGAAGGAUGGGACGGCUGAGUUUAGUGGAAGUUCUGAUCCUAAUAAUGCUGACUCUCGCACACAGGGUGAUAUUUCAUACUUGAACAGAUCAAGCGAGGGAUCUAAAAGAUCCCGAGAAUCUGUACAUGGAGCAUCUGAGCAGCUAACAGGUUCUAGUGACGCUGAGGAGUUAGGAGAUGCUGAAGCAGGAGUAGAUGAAGCGGAGUAUGGCGGCGAAUCUGAACAGAAAAGAAGGAAUCUGGAAACAAGGGUAAUAGAGUCGGCAGCUUCUCAUAGGAUGGUGACAGAACCAAGGAUCAUUGUGCAAACAACAAGCGAAGUUGAUCUUUUGGAUGAUGGAUAUAGGUGGCGCAAAUAUGGACAAAAAGUAGUAAAAGGAAAUCCUCAUCCGAGGAGUUAUUACAAGUGCACUCAUGCAGGAUGCAAUGUUCGAAAGCAUGUUGAAAGGGCUUCAACUGAUGCCAAAGCAGUCAUAACAACUUACGAGGGUAAGCACAACCAUGAUGUUCCUGCUGCUAGGAACAGUAGCCAUAACACACAUCCUUAUGCUCUUCCUCCCAAUAGAAAUAACUCUGCCCCUCAUCAAAUUGAUUCAAAUAAUCAGUUCAUUAAUGAAAUACCAGAUUUGAGAAACAAUGUUCAGCGCCCAAUUGCAGUUCUUCAGCUGAAAGCGGAACAUGAAAUGACCUAGAAUUUAAAAAAAUAAUAAUAAUAAUAAUAAUUUAUAGUACUUUUGUGAGUUAGACGAGAUUGGAGCACACAAAUUGGUAGUGAAUUUGUAGCAAUUAUGUAAUUUGUAAUUAUCAUAACAUUGUAUUUAUCAUUGUUACUUUUUUUUGGCCUUCAGGUCUUAUUUUGGUUAGGGAGGUGAUAA
Molecule: messenger RNA, 1550 nt
Organism: Phalaenopsis equestris
Lineage: Eukaryota; Viridiplantae; Streptophyta; Magnoliopsida; Asparagales; Orchidaceae
Product: probable WRKY transcription factor 4
Exons: 4
Coding region: 48-1367 (439 amino acids)
Biological process (GO): regulation of DNA-templated transcription
Molecular function (GO): sequence-specific DNA binding; DNA-binding transcription factor activity
Source: RefSeq, a predicted model, not a curated record